Molecule: messenger RNA, 2131 nt
Organism: Capsicum annuum
Lineage: Eukaryota; Viridiplantae; Streptophyta; Magnoliopsida; Solanales; Solanaceae
Product: protein BASIC PENTACYSTEINE6
Exons: 4
Coding region: 930-1904 (324 amino acids)
Biological process (GO): response to ethylene
Cellular component (GO): nucleus
Molecular function (GO): sequence-specific DNA binding; DNA-binding transcription factor activity
Source: RefSeq, a predicted model, not a curated record
GUUGUUGUUGUUGUUGACAGGUAAAAGAUUAAAAUUUAUGAAAAAUCCAAAAAAAAAAAGAAAAGAAAAAGGGAAAAAGAGUUGAUGGGGUGAUGUCAAUGUGCUUGUGUACUCUUCCUCUUUGCUCUUUUCUUUCAACUACUGCUCUUUCUUUCACUUAUAUCUAUCUCCUUCAAAGUUAGGGUUUUUAUGUUUUGACCCUCUUCAAUUCUUGAUUUUUCUUGUUUCAAAUAUGCACCAGCUUUGCUAUGUAGUCUUUUUAGCUUUUUAAUGGAUGUGUGAUUUUUUUUUCUGUUUUUGCUUUUCAUGUGUUGAUUUUUGUUGUUUAAUCUGAAGCUUGUAGGUUUGGAUGAGAGUUGCAGCUUGUUUAUGAGUUAAUUUGAGCUGGAAUUUGGGUUGUUAGUUGUUUCUAUUUUAACUUGGUUUGGUUGUGGGGUUAAUUGGUUUCUCAGAAAGUCAGAAUCUCGAUUAACUGAUUGUUUAAGUUGCUGAUGAAGUUCAUUUCUUGUUUAUAUGGUUGAUCUUCAAGAUUUCAUUUUUUAGAAGUGCCCAUUUCUGAAUUUGCUAUUUUUUGGUUAUAAAGAUUGGUUCUUUGUGCUGAGGGUCUUUCGGAAAUAGCCUCUCAUACCCGAUAAGUUAGAGGUAAGGUCUGCAUACACUCUACCAUCCCAAGACAUGAUUUGUGGGAGUAUAUUUGGUAUGUUGUUGUUGUUGUUGGUUAUAAAGAUUGGUUCUUUGAGCUGAGGGUCUUUCGGAAAUAGCCUCUCAUACCCGAUAAGGUAGAGGUAAGGUUCUUUAUGAUUCCGCCUUGACUAAGAGAAUGCAGAUCUGGAUCUGUUACUAGUUGGGGCCGGUUUUUCCUUGAUGAGUAUAUGUCACUUUUGUUGGACUGAAGGCUGAUCUUGACAUUAAUAACCUGCAUAUACCGUAUGGAUGACAGUGGGAAUCGUGAUAAUUCAAGGCAUAAACCGCCUCAGGGUCAGUGGUUGAUGCAGCAUCAGCCAUCAAUGAAGCAGAUAAUGGCCAUCAUGGCGGAAAGAGAUGCUGCCAUACAAGAGAGGAACCUGGCCCUUUCUGAAAAAAAGGCUGCUUUGGCAGAGCGUGACAUGGCUAUCUUGCAGCGCGAUUCAGCAAUAGCAGAACGAAACAAUGCCAUCAUGGAGCGGGAUAAUGCCAUUGCUACUCUUCAGUAUCGAGAAAGCUCUAUGAGUGGUGGUCAGAUUGUCCGUGGAGUGAAACACAUGCACCAUCCUCAACAACAUGUACAUCAUCAACAACAUAUGGUAGAACCAACAUAUAACCCCAGAGAUGUGCACAUCAAUGAAGCCAUACCAGUUUCACCACCUGCUCCGGAGCCAACAAAGCCCCGUCGGAACAAAAGAGCUAAGGAGCCAAAGGCAGCUCCGUGUCCCAAGAAGGCUCCAAAAGCAUCGAAGAAAGUAAAAAGGGAAACUGAAGAUCUUAACCAAACAACGUUUAGCAAGUCCCAGGAGUGGAAGGGUGCACAAGAAAUGGCGGGUGGGGCAAGCGAUGACCUCAAUAGGCAGUUAGCUGUACCAAAACCCGACUGGAAGGAUCAGGACCUCGGGCUCAACCAAGUUGCUUUUGAUGAAACAACCAUGCCAGUACCAGUUUGUUCCUGCACUGGAGUCUUACGACCUUGCUACAAAUGGGGAAAUGGAGGCUGGCAAUCCUCGUGUUGCACGACCAAUUUGUCAAUGUAUCCACUACCAGCUGUUCCCAACAAACGUCAUGCCAGAAUUGGUGGUCGAAAAAUGAGUGGAAGUGCAUUCACCAAGCUGCUUAGUCGCUUGGCAGCAGAAGGUCACGAUCUAUCAAAUCCAGUUGAUCUCAAGAACCACUGGGCAAAGCAUGGGACAAAUCGCUACAUCACCAUCAAAUAAUGCUUCAAAGUCUUCAAUCUAGGACGGUAUACCUAAACGUCAUUUACAUAUUAUGUUUCCGUUCACCGCAUUCCUUACGCCCCCUAUCUAAGUAUGUCGUAGUCCUGAAGUGUCAGCUAGCUGUUUAAUUGAUCACCUGUAUUCGAAGUUGGGUCAACGAGAGAUAACUGUAAAGAAGCACUGUAUUCCGGACACAGUUCUGUUGCAACAACGUUGAUGUUAGUUUA